This is a messenger RNA of Symbiodinium pilosum, 312 nucleotides long. NCBI's taxonomy places the organism in Eukaryota, Dinophyceae, Suessiales, Symbiodiniaceae. The record is from the annotation of a GenBank genome assembly.
AUGGUUGCUCAUCCAGAGCUUACCUCGCAAGCGCCAACCUCAAAGCGGAUGGGGAGACGCAGACGAGUCAGGGCUGCAGCCAAUCCGUGGGAUGCAGCCACGCUUGCGCUUCUGGUGAAGUGGCUGGAAGCUCCUUCCCUGGCUUCAUUGCCAAGGCGUGUGCCUGAAGAGGACACCGACUUGUUCUCGGCCGUUUCCCUCAUUGUUGCGCGUGAAGCCGCGAUGCUGGAGGAGUGCCGGAGGGAAACACGCCGGAGACUGCUGGCCGCCGAGCUGAUGUUGCAAGGUUACCAGCCACCCCUGCAGCAAUAA